UUACGUGGCAUGAACCUAUUGUACGUUAUACGUGCUGGGCUCCUUAUUUAAAAUGCCCCAUCGAAUCUCAGAAAAUCAAAGUUAAAGUUAAGUUGUUAGUUGAAACGUUAGACAAACAGGACAUUGCAAAUGCUUUAAUCGUAUUUUGAAAAACGAGCAAGUGCUAGAUGGGACGUUUUAACAGAGAAAGGUAGGGGAGCAUUUGAUGGACUGGGAUCUUUUAAACAUCUGCAAGAUAACGUGAAAGAGGGGAGCCAGAAGUGUGGAACAAGUACCUGUUGCGUAACUUGUAAAAAUUUGCAAUAUAUCGACGUAGAACUUUGUUAUUAUUAAAUUGAUAUUGGCAUGCGUAAUCUUGAAAUUCUUAUAAAAAUCGAUUCGUUAGGUACGAUAUUUAGUAAGAAAAAUCAGCGCAAGAUUUUCAAGUAUCUCGACUAAUCUUUCUUACCAACUAGGAAAGUGUUCCUAAAUUUUUCAUCGACAGAUAUAUGCGGAGAAUGACUGAAAUCGAAGGAGGAACUGUCAGAAACAUUUGGGAGACCAGUCGGAACGAUAUCGAAAUUAUGGAGGCAGUGACAGACUGUAAAUGAGAAAAUAAGGGAUAGAGAGAUUCCGAUGCGUGCUGAGAACCUCUGGGCAUCAAAAAGACCACGUGAAACCUGUCACAGACAUUGCUUGAGACGUAUUCGAAAUACAAUACACCGAUGGUCUUCGAAAAGCACCAACGUUGACACGUUCCGAUAGAGGAAAAACGAGAUUGUCAGAGGCAUACGACGCGACUUGAAACUAACGUUGGAACGUUCUGCUUGUCUGAGUUGUGCCACGGGAAAAAAUGUUGUUCUAAGAAAACACGCCUAGAAACUAUAAAGCUAGAGACCCGAGCGAAAAUCGUAAAAAAUUCUUCGACAAAAUACGUUUGUUGAUAUCGGUGAAGCUUUAGCUUACGAUAAAGCCUUCUCUCCUACAGCAGACAACAUCGUGUUAGAUUACAUAAAUAUACGUGUCAUGUCUUAGAUUAUAUUGCACCUUCAACAUGAUAAUUCAAGUGGGAAACGACAGUCAAUCUGUUUCUUUCAAUUUUCUGAUAAUAUGGCAGAACAGGUAUCUAGAACUUGAUCCUAGUCAUUAGAUUCUAGAUGUAAACUCUAGAUACGAAUCACGUUUCGUAUUUUCUGUAACGUUCCAUUUUCUGCUUUCUUUCGUCUAUUAUCUUUAAACGCUGUAACGAUCGACGAUCACGUUAUAAAUUUUGUAUCGGACGAAUCAAAAUAAAAGGUGUACGAGAAAAUAAAUAACGCAAGGAAAAAGGCAAUCCGGUUGCAAAGGAUAUUUAAUUGUUUAAAAAUCUUGGAAAACGUCCUUUUAUUAAUGUGGAAAGGAAGCAUAACGAGCCAUUGAUACAAUAAGUUUGGAAAGCAAACACAAACCUGAGAGCCACUUAGUUGCCAACCCAAUACAAUGAAUUUGGAAAGCGAUUCGAUCGAGUGGAAACAUGGUUACCGCGAAAAUCCCAAAUUGGAUUUCUCGGAUAUUUAGUAACUUGGCAAGAAAAAGGGAUAAAAAUCCGCUAGAGGAUCAUAGACAGUCGCGUUUUCUUCAUUCAUCAAGACUGAGGCAUCAAGACAUUCAUCCGGGGCGAGACUCUUAACGUUUGCCUACUCACUCGUGUUAAAUACACGCGAACUUUCUUCUCCGGGCGAGAACUCAAACAUUCGUUCUCCUAGGAAAUUCGUAAUUGAAUUUUCGAGACGUUUCACCAACGAGAAAAAGUCGUAAAAUGUAAAUCCACUGGCUCGUCGAAUAUAUUACUCGAUGGAAGAUAUAUUUGUAGAUGUUAUUUCGUUGCUCUAUUAUUAACGUAGCUUCAAAAGCAAGAUAGAAGUAUUCUUAAAAAUUAUUAUUGUCGUUAGUAUAGUACAACCUUCGAUGCUUGAUAAAUGGAACCAUAACACGAUCUUCAAAUCAAUUUUUCUAUCUCGUUCUCACUUUCAACGAAUAAUAAGAUCUUGUACGUUUUAUGAAACGCUGUUCUCAAGUCACGCAUUUACAACAAUUCCUUCGUAUCUGCCUUAAAGUAGAACGCUUUUCAACGACAGAAAAAUCAAACUUUUGAAUGAAAAACUGCCCAAGGGACGAUGGUAAAGUUAAAGAUUAAACGUAUAAAGUGAAAAUUGACUAUCUAAUACAACGUGUCUUGCUGUAAACCUGGAAACUUCCUCGUGGCAGAACGUGUAUCGCUAUACCAAAAUCCAGAACCUCUUUCCUCGAAUCCAGUUACAGCGACACAUAUGUGCAGCAAACAUCGAGAAACUCUGCAGCUAACUGAUAUUUAAUGUACAGACAACGACUAGAAUUUAAUCCGGUGCAGCGGCGAGUGUCUGUAGCGACUAAACACAGAGAGGAAAUACUGGCCAAACAUAGAGUUACGCAGUUGAGAAUCGCUGGUGGCUGUGAAAAUGAAAUUACAGGCAGGACAUUAUGCGAAACGCGUUUAAAAGCAUUACGAGAGGCUGGCGACGCGACGGUCUAAAAUAAGCCGCUUUGCCCGUGGCCGAGAUCGUAAAGCUCCGAGUUGAAGACCGCUGCCGCUUCCGCGACGCGAUAUUACGCCCAGCGUAUUUCAAUCCUGGCCAUAGUGCACGCGUUGCGUACACGCGCCCUCCGACGAAUUUCCGGGGUGGUGUCGAUAAACCUCACUCGAGCGUACAACCGCUGAGAACCGCUGGGAGCAUCCAAACGAUGCGACGUAGCCGUCUGGGACGUCGGUACAAGUUCGGAGCUGUCUCGACGUAUCGGUAGAGGAACAAAUAAUACGCAACCCUCUAUCGACGAGUUGCCUAAUGCUCGCACGAGGGAUGAAAAAAAAGAAAAGAAAAGGAAGAUGUGAAGAGAGGCGACGACUACACGGUGAAAGAGGGAAAGGUUACGUCGCGAAAUUCUGCGCCAGGGCUCGAUGAACUCGACUGUUAUCGUUUAGAGGUCGCCAUGUUCCAUACAUACAGCGCCAUCUGCCGUUCGUCGCGAAAUAUCGUCAAGACUUCAUUUAAGUUGCGCGCGUUCUCUCCAUUUGACAAGUGUUUCGUGUUGUGUAGCCCGGUGAAUUCUAGCGUAGAACGAUCCAAAAGAAAAUGGGUGUUACUGUUUUGCAGCAAUAUCCCAUGACAGAAAACAAAACCGGACCGCAAACGAUCGAAUUCCUGACAAAACGAGUCGUGGCUCUUGGUGCAGUGCAAACCGGCCAAUUUUUAGUGGACUGUGAGACGUACGUUUCGGUGCCGCAAUUAGGUGCUCAAAGAACUCUCCACGUCCUCCACAACUCGGAGCAGCCAGCGUCAGCCUUCGCGAUUCUAGAAUCAGGGAACAAAGUGGUGCCGCUGAUAGCGGAUGGUCUGUUCGAUCUCUUAAUGUACAAGAUGUCGAGCGUCUACACGAACAAAAUGCAAAAGAUGGAAUCGAAGGGUCCGCGAUUCGAGAUCGGCGAUUUCUGCGUGAAGCUCGGCAGCGUGACGAUUAAUCAGAAUUUCAAAGGCGUUCUGGUCGAGGUGGAAUAUAGACCCUGCGUGGUUCCCGGCAGUGCAUGGGAAUUGAUGCGUGAAUUUUUACAAGGAUUCCUCGGAUCUACCGUGUCCAAUCAAGCACCGCAGUAUUUGCAGAACCGAAUGAACGAUAUUUAUCAACCAUUGGAUACGAUACAACAGUAUCUGGAGCAUUUCGGUCAGUAUAGAAAAGCCACUGGUGUAAUUUAAGGAAAUUUUUAAUUUAUCGUUCUUUGUAUCGAAAUGAUCCGUAUCAAGGUCUCGUCGAUAAUUUUAAUGAUCAUUUGGUAAUUUUAUGCUACAAAAUCUUACUGAUAAUCUACUUCUGUAACAAUAAAUUUCACUUAACAAAA
Bombus terrestris (buff-tailed bumblebee) is the source of this 3889-nucleotide messenger RNA. RefSeq names its product mediator of RNA polymerase II transcription subunit 20 (gene MED20). Bases 3129 to 3746 code for a protein of 205 amino acids. Lineage: Eukaryota; Metazoa; Arthropoda; Insecta; Hymenoptera; Apidae. The transcript has 6 exons. Gene Ontology annotation, molecular function: transcription coactivator activity. Gene Ontology annotation, biological process: regulation of transcription by RNA polymerase II. The record is from RefSeq and is a predicted model, not a curated record. Gene Ontology annotation, cellular component: mediator complex.